AUGAAACUUUCCACCUCCACCUUCCUCCUCCUCCUCCUCCUCCACCACGCCGCCGCCGCUACUGCACCGUCGCCGUCUGCCGCUGCCACCGCCGCCUCCCCAGCCCUAUCUCCACCGUCUUCCUCCACAUCCUCAACCCUUGACCCAAAGCAAGUAAGAGCCUUACAAUCUCUCUACAUUCCAACCACCCAUGACCCUUGCACCCAACCCUCUUUCCAUAACGCCACCGUCUGCGACACCGCCACUCCCUUCCGCCACCUCCGUUCCCUCCGUCUCACCAACUGCUCCGACGACCUCUCCCUUUCCACCACCGCACUCUCCUCCCUUUCUACACUCACCUCCCUCACCUUUCUCAACUGCCACGUCCCCAUCGUCCAUUUCCCCACCUCCCUCUCCACCAAUCUCCGAUCUUUCACUUCCAUUAACUCCCUCCAACGCCUCACCGGAGUUUUCCUCAGCCGGUUCAGUAACCUUACUGAACUCGAAAUCUCCGGAGACAACAUCAAAGCCUCCGGCAUCCACAUUAUAACCUCUAACAUGAACUCUUUAAACACUGUAACCCUCUCCAACACUAAUCUCUCUGGAUUAAUCCCAAAACAUUGGAAUCCAAAGCUCACCCACAUGGAUUUCUCCGACAACAAACUCAAUGGGACCAUACCCACAUCAUUAACACUGUUGGAAGGUCUUAAAUUCUUGAAUUUAUCUUCAAAUCAACUCAGUGGAGAAAUACCCACUUCAUUCGGUAACUUGAUUUCUCUUCAAAAUCUUUCUUUAUCAUCUAAUUCGAUAUCCGGCCCGAUUCCCGGAUCUAUAUCCACCAUUUCAAGAUUAGUGCAUUUGGAUCUGGGUUCAAAUCAGUUAAACGGUACAAUCCCCAGAUCCAUCUCUGGUAUGAAGGGGUUGAAGUACUUGAAUCUCGAGAAGAACAAUUUCCAUGGAGUUAUGCCAUUUAAUGCGUCGUUCAUCAAGAGACUGGCUGUGUUCAAAAUAGGUGGAAAUGACAAUAUGUGUUACAAUCACUCUACUAUCUCGAAAAAAGUGAAGCUUGGGAUUGCUCCUUGUGAUAAACAUGGCCGCCCCAUUUUGCCACCUCCGGCCGCCGAUGAGCCGUCGUCGUCGGUAGAUGACAUAAGCAGCGGUGACUAUGACGAUGGUGGUGAUGAUGGAAAGAAGAAAAAUAGAGACAAUGGCGAUCAUGGACCAAAUAAGGUUGUUCUUGGUGUGGCAAUCGGGCUAUCGGCUGUGGUUUUCUUGAUUAUUUUCUUGGUUAUGUUAUCCAAAUGUGGUGGGAGAUGUUGUGGGUGUUGUUAGAUUAGCGAAGCCAUUAGAUUUUGGGAUGAUAUUUGUUUUAUUCAUUUGUGAAGAAAUGGUCUUAUACACCUCACUUUGGAAAUGUAGCGAAAGAUGGCUGCUUUUCAAACACAAAGAGAUUGAAACAUAGAAAAGAAUUGGGGUCUCACUUGAUAAUGAUCAAAGAUCUCGAGUGGGAUGUGAUGKCAUUGGCAUUGGCAUUGGCAUGUGUCUAUUUUUGUUUGUUUGUAACAAAGAUUAAAUCAUCAUUCUUUGAAUUUGGAAAGAGUUGUGGGGGUGUGAUUUGUAUAAUGCAUUUAUUUUGGUUCAAAUUAUGUAAAAGGUUCAUUUGGAAUCAUACAAUUUGUAAUUGUGGAAGAAAUGUAUGC
Cynara cardunculus var. scolymus (artichoke) is the source of this 1679-nucleotide messenger RNA. Its product is annotated as receptor-like protein 51. The record is from RefSeq and is a predicted model, not a curated record. Bases 1 to 1311 code for a protein of 436 amino acids. NCBI's taxonomy places the organism in Eukaryota, Viridiplantae, Streptophyta, Magnoliopsida, Asterales, Asteraceae. Gene Ontology annotation, molecular function: protein binding. The transcript has a single exon.